AUGGGAAUUUAUUCCGACACUGAUGAUGACUCUCCCAUCGGGAUUGAGGUGGUAGGCGAGGCGAGUUCUGAUUCGGAAGAACCAAACCCCCAUUCAACCACAAAGCGAAAAGUUUCCGGGGCUGUAGACCAUAAUAAUGGUUAUAAUCAAAAAAAAAACAAGCGGAGGCGGUUAAAAAAUAAAUGGGAGGAAAACCCUCAGCUGCACGAAACGCCGGAUGAGGAGCAAAUUAGCAACGUUAAAAAGCGUGUUUAUGUGUUGGACACAUGUUCUAUUGUUGAGCACAUUGAGUGGUCAAUUUUGGAGGAAGUUGCCAAGUAUUACUUGAUUAUCAUACCAAAGAAAGUGAUGGACGAAUUAGGAAAAAUGGAAGGGGGAAGGGGAAGUACAUGCAACAGGGUGUUGAACAAACUGGAGAAUGAGCACACGAGUAACAAAAUGAAUGUUGGCUUCCGUUUGCAGCGCAAAAAUGAUAAGGACAAAAAUGUUUUGUCUGCAGCUCGUGUGAAUGACGAUCACAUUCUUUCGUGUGCAUGUUCCUUCCGUAACGAACAUGAUGUCGUAUUAGUUACGAGUGAUAAUAUAUUGAAACUGAAGGCAUAUGCAGAGGGCAUACCGACAGUAUCGACGCUCAAAGACGUCACCCGACUGACUAAUGGUUUAAGAGGUGGGAAAUUUGAAUGA
Messenger RNA from Trypanosoma brucei brucei TREU927, 684 nucleotides. RefSeq lists its product as hypothetical. The record is from RefSeq and is a predicted model, not a curated record. The transcript has a single exon. Lineage: Eukaryota; Euglenozoa; Kinetoplastea; Trypanosomatida; Trypanosomatidae. The coding region runs from base 1 to 684 and encodes 227 amino acids.